Molecule: messenger RNA, 842 nt
Organism: Antrostomus carolinensis (chuck-will's-widow)
Lineage: Eukaryota; Metazoa; Chordata; Aves; Caprimulgiformes; Caprimulgidae
Gene: SH3BP5L
Product: SH3 binding domain protein 5 like
Exons: 5
Biological process (GO): intracellular signal transduction
Cellular component (GO): cytoplasm
Molecular function (GO): protein kinase inhibitor activity
Source: RefSeq, a predicted model, not a curated record
UUAUCCAAUUCCCUGGUGGAUUUGGACCUUGAGGAAGCUCGAACCGCUUAUCGCCGGAUCCUCUCCGAGUCUGCCCGGAAACUCAACGCCCAAGGUUCUCAGUUGGGCAACUGCAUCGAGAAAGCUCGACCAUACUAUGAAGCUCGACGUCUCGCCAAGGAGGCUCAGCAGGAGACUCAGAAGGCGGCGUUGAGGUACGAGCGAGCGGUCAGCAUGCACAACGCCGCCCGGGAGAUGGUCUUUGUGGCGGAACAAGGUGUCAUGGCUGACAAGAACCGUUUGGAUCCCACCUGGCAGGAGAUGCUCAACCACGCUACUUGUAAAGUCAACGAAGCAGAAGAAGAACGUCUACGGAGCGAGAGGGAGCACCAACGCGUGACCCAACUGUGUCAACAAGCCGAGGCCAAGGUCCAAGCUCUCCAGAAGUCCCUCAAGCGCGUCAUUGUCAAGAGCAAACCUUAUUUUGAGCUGAAAGCCCAGUUCAACCAGAUCCUGGAGGAGCACAAAGCCAAGGUGACGACGUUGGAGAAGUUGGUUUCUCAAGCCAAGACUCGUUAUUCGGUGGCUUUACGGAAUUUAGAACAAAUCAGCGAACAAAUCCACGCUCGACGUCUUCAACGGCUCAUCGUUCGCCGAGCUUCACCGGUGGGAGCUGAAGCAAGUCCUCAACAUGUCCCUACCGAGGUGGAGGUGACAGGAGGGACACAUUUAGGAGCAGAAUGUCCACCAACUGACACACUUUCUCUUCUCAGUCUUCAAACCAUCGCUUCUGACCUUCAAAAAUUCGAUUCCGUUGAACAUUUGUUGGGUUUAUCGGACGCUACCAGCCUCAACAGCGACGA